Molecule: messenger RNA, 3724 nt
Organism: Vespa mandarinia (Asian giant hornet)
Lineage: Eukaryota; Metazoa; Arthropoda; Insecta; Hymenoptera; Vespidae
Biological process (GO): synapse organization
Cellular component (GO): neuron projection membrane
Source: RefSeq, a predicted model, not a curated record
GAGACUUGACUUCAGCUUUACUAACACAAGAAGUAGAGAGACUACGAACGUUUGCGAAUCGUUGAGAAAACUCCUCUUCGACAAGAGGAUCGAUCUUCGUCCCCUCCCGCUAUCCUCUUUCACUCAUUUUAUCAUUCCAUCCUUCUCUUUUUCUUUCUCUCUCUUUCUCUCUUUAAUCGCAUCGACGAUUUGAUUUUUUCUCUUAAUUCGUUUUUAUAUCUCUCCUAUCUUCUUCUCUGAUCGCGCGCGUGUCUCUCGUUCUGUCUGUGUGUGUGUGUGUGUGUGUGCUCGUGCGUGUGCGUUAUUUUUUCUUUCUUUCUUUUUUUUUUUUUUUUUUUUUCUUUUUUCUUUUUUACAAGACAAGAGAAUGCAGUCCGCCGAGUGUUCGUGACGAUUACAGGUAGAAGACGAGUGGUGAUGAAAGAAAAAAAGGAACUACAACAACAACAACAACAACAUCGACGUCUCCUCGUCGGACCAUUUCUUGGAAGCAUCGUAAUACCGCGAAGAGAACGUAGAAAAUUCAUAGGAAAGAGUCGAGAGGAGUCGAUGAAAGCCGAGAAGUGUCGAGCAAAGGUCCUACAAAGUUGUCAUUCCUACUUCUGCGUUUAUACGUUUCUACGCAUUACACGAGAUGUCUUUUGGGAUACUUUACCGUGGUAUGCGAUGAUUAUCGUCAGAGGAACCUGAGGAGAACAUACACGUGAGAUCGAUGACACUCUCGUGUUAGAAGAAAAAUCGUGCGAGCGACGAGGCAACGUGCGACGUGAGUCGUCGCCACGAACGCGAUUUAAUAGAUCGACGAAAGAAUGUGACAAAUCCUUUUUGGAUUUUCUACGAAGAGUCGGAUGUUGUUAAGGAGAAAGACGAAGAGAAGAAUGGAGCAAGUUCCUGAAGGUUGAGAUAGAACGAAAUAGCGAAGAAGAAAGAAAAAAAAAAGAAGGAGGGAAAGAUUGAGGGGAAGAAAAAGAGAGGGAGAGAGAGAGAGAGAGAACACGAGUGAGAGGAUCGUCGAUAUGACAAGUCGGAUAAUGCAGCCUACCGUCUCAACACUCGGCAUCAUCGCCAUCAUUUUCGUCACGAUCACUGCCACGGCAUCAGAAGCCGAGAACGGUGGCGCCAUCGGGCUUGAUAUCAAUCAUCCUGGAGGCAGGAACACGGAGGAGGAUCAUCGACACUUUCCGGAUAACGAGAGAAGUACGAGGAAUAACAACACAAACAACAACAACAAUAAUAAUAAUAAUAAUAAUAAUAAUAAUAAUAAUAAUAAUAAUAAUAAUAAUAAUAAUAAUAAUAAUAAUAAUAAUAAUAAUAACAACAACAACAACAGCAACAACAACAGCGGCAGCAGCAACAAUAACAACAACAAUAACAAUAAUAAUAGUAGCAGUAGCAGCGGUAACAGUAACAAUAAAAAUAAAGAGGAAGUGAAGGAGGAGGAGGAGGUUUGGCACGUUGAUAAGAUCAACGUUAAUUCUACGAUAGAUUUGUCUUAUUCAAAGAUAAAGAGAAAAUCUGAUGUUACGACGUUAUUAUCGGCAUCGACGAUGACGACAACUAUGAUAGAACGAUCGAAUAGAAAUAAUAAUACUAAUGAGAAAAGGACAAUUGGAAAGGAAAUAGAUAGAAUCGAGUUUCUCGAUUACGAGGAAACAGAGCAACAAUAUCAGAGGGAUCAAAGUAAAAUGAAAAUUGAUCAAGGUAUAUCAAGGAUUCAGGAUGAUCCUAAGGAUGAUUCAACGGUGACGAUUGUUCCAUCGAGAUCCCAUCAAAGGAUAUCGAUCGAUGUUACUACGUCCAGGGAUUUCUCGAUGUUAGCUGAUAGUACGAGCCUAUUCGAAAGCCAAUUGGAAAACAGUGUUACAGUGAAGGCUACUUAUUUGGAAGUACCUCAACAGGAUCCCUCGACGAGUAGUAGGAGCAACAGUAAUAGUAAUAGUAAUAGUAAUAGCAAUAGUAGUAGUAGUAGUAAUAGUAGUAAUAUCAUCAACAUCAACAUCAGUAACAAUAACAACAACAGUGGCAAAAUUGACGUCGAGUCAUCGUCAUCUUCUUCCUCCUCGUCCUUCUCUUCGAGUAACGUCAGAUCGAACGAUCUUCAUCGAUCUUCUCGAUUAAAGUUACGAUACGAGAACGAACACGAUAAAAAUAUUGAUCGUGGACAUUAUAUAUCAUCCAGUAUACGUUCGAUCGAUGAUGAUUCCCCGUCGCAAUAUCUUCGUUCUACCGAAUCGAUCGAGCUAAAGGAUUUCAAUGACAUAAGAGCGAUAUCCUUUCAAGUACCAAAGCCAGAAAUGUUUGAAGAGUUAAAUGGCGAUGAGAAGGAACGUGAUAGUUCCUUAGAAUCAAUUGUUAAAUCUGUUCGUAAGAAUAAUCAUGAUAUCGAUAAUAUCAAAAUUGAGGAUCCAUUAAAAAUGAUACCGGAAACGAGAAAGGAUCGUUCGAGAUUAAUGAACGAGUUAUCCGGUAAUGAGAAAUCAACGAAAGCGUUUUACGAGAUCAAACCAUCGGUUAAAACCGAACUCGAAAGGAACAACGACGGUCAUAAUAAUAAUAAUAAUAAUAACAAUAAUAAUAAUAAUAAUAAUAAUAAUAAUAAUAAUAAUAAUAAUAGUAAUAGUAAUAGCAAUAGUAAUAGUCGUCGUCAAUCGAUUAUUACUAGCACGCAAAAGACUUUGUUAGGUGGAAAAUUUGUUUUGCCGAGCGUUGACAGUGCCAUUGGAAAAUUUGGACCGUACUUCGUCGAUGGCGAUCGAGAGAUCAACGUAACUGCAAGAAUUGGCAGCACCGUUGGCCUUGAUUGCAAGAUAGGCUUGCUUGGUGAUAAAAAGGUCACUUGGGUGCAACAAGACGAGGAUUCCUUUCGACUUUUAACCGUUGGCAGGAUCCCUUAUAGCGUCGAUCAAAGGAUCAGCCUUCAUUAUCGGUACCCAAGUAACUGGAGAUUGCAAAUCCUGUAUGCUUCGCCAAGGGACUCAGGACUGUACAAGUGUCAAGUGUCUACUCAUCCACCUCUCGUGAAAAAAAUUAAUGUCAUCGUCACAGCACCAAUCUUAACGAUAACAGACGAUUCCGGGAGAACAGUAGCGAAGGAGAGACAUUUGAAAGCUGGAAGCGCCCUUCGUUUGAGAUGCGAGGCAAGGGACGUAUUAGAAUCUCAAAAUGAAACGGUCGUUUGGACAAGAGGAGACGAAACGCUCACUGAUAACGUUAGCGAGAACAGGACAACGGAGAUGACAGAGGGCAAGGAGGUCCUUGUGAUAGUAACAACUCUUAUCGUCGAAAGAGCUAGCCCGAGGCACGCCGGUAACUAUAGUUGCUUGGUGCCUGGAAUAGCCAAGACGACUAUAGCCGUUCACGUUCUCAAUGGCGAAUUACCAGCGGCCGUGCACGAUGGAAACGGUGUAUCGCGUGCUGUCCUCAAUCUCUGGCUGAUUCAUUUGACAGUGAGCUACGUUUUCUUCAGAUGACAAUACUAAGGUUGUUUCAACAACGUCGGUGCAUCCAGUCGGCGCGACUAUCUCGAUUCAAUUUUCUUUGGGGGCGAGACAUCGCAAUGCGGUCUCGCAGAAACGAGACGAUGCGCUCACAUACACACAAUACACAUAGGACAUAUACGUACACAUAAAAACGUGCACAUGGACACAUAAGUGCACAUGGGACACAUAAGUGCACAUGGACACAUAAGUGCACGUAUACACCGAAAUAUAUAUAUAUAUAUAUA